Messenger RNA from Leptosia nina, 1221 nucleotides. The record is from the annotation of a GenBank genome assembly. Lineage: Eukaryota; Metazoa; Arthropoda; Insecta; Lepidoptera; Pieridae.
AUGGGCGUUAUAAACAUCCCCAGACGGGUUCUAAUCUCUAAAAAAGUUUUGCUGGCUGCGAUACAAGCGCGCAAAUUUAGUGAUGCCGGUUCUGCGAAAAAAACCGCCCUGUACGGUCUACACGAAAAACAUGGUGGCAAGUUGGUGGAUUUCGCCGGUUUCCUUCUGCCCGUACAGUAUUCAGACAUGAGCGUAUCGUCAUCACAUCUCUUCACAAGAAACAGUGCAUCCAUUUUUGACGUAUCGCAUAUGCUGCAGACUAAUGUUCACGGGAAAGACUGCAUCUCCUGGUUCGAAUCCAUUUGCCCCGUCGACUUGAGAGGAAUGCCUGAUGGUUCCAGCUCAUUAACAGUAUUUUUGAAUGACAAAGGUGGUAUUAUCGACGAUUUAAUUGUCACAAGGGUUAAAGAAAACCAGCUAUACAUAGUCUCAAAUGCGGGUAGACUUGAAGUGGACCGCCAGCACAUGCUAGAAACGUCCGAACUGUACCGAAAAAAUAACAAAGAUGUAACAGUUGACUUCUGGGAUGUGACGCAGCGGGGUCUUAUUGCAGUCCAAGGGCCUAAAGCCGUUAGAAAUUUGCAGAAUUUGACCGACGUUCCGUUAGAAGAUCUGGUCUUCAUGACGAGUCGAGUCGGGUCUGUAGCUGGAGUAGAGUGUAGAAUAACACGAUGUGGAUAUACUGGUGAGGACGGAGUCGAAAUAUCAAUACCAGCGGACAAAACUACAGCAGUAACAGAAGCUCUUUUACAAUCCGGGGAGGUGAAACUAGCUGGCCUUGGCGCAAGAGAUUCCCUACGAUUAGAAGCGGGACUGUGUUUAUAUGGAAACGAUAUUGAUGAACGGGUUACACCGGUCGAAGCAAAUUUAACCUGGUUGAUUGCUAAGAGACGUCGCGGUGAAGCUAAUUUCCCGGGAGCUGAUAUCAUUCUGCGACAGAUCAAGGAAGGGGUUUCCAAAAGAAGAGUGGGGAUAAGAAUGGAAUCUGGUGCACCAGCGAGAAAAGGCGCAAUACUAAAGAACAAAGAUGGCGAAAUCAUAGGCAACGUGACGAGUGGAUGCCCAAGCCCAUCAUUGGGCGGGAACGUAGCUAUGGGUUAUGUUCGCGAACAGUACAAAAAGGCUGCUACUGAAUUGAUCGUUAAUAUAAGGAACAAAGACGCAUUCUGCACUGUAGCUAAAAUGCCAUUCGUCCCUUCCAAAUACUAUAUUAAGAAAUAA